AUGGCCGCAAUUGGAAUGUGCGAAACGCCCGGCUGUAAGUCAAUUGCACAACUACAGUGUCCAACAUGUAUAAAACUUGGGGUGCAGGGAUCGUUCUUCUGCAAUCAGGAAUGUUUCAAGAAGUCGUGGAAGUCUCACAAACUAAUCCAUUCGUUGGCGAAAGGUGAAAAGACUGAUGUAUCUGGUAUUGAGUUUAAUCCUUGGCCAUCUUACAACUUCACGGGGAAGUUGAGGCCGUUUCCUCCGGGUCCAAAGCGCACUGUUCCCAGUCAUAUAGGGCGGCCUGAUUAUGCCGACCAUCCAACCGGGUUCCCGGCGUCCGAAAAUGCUGCUAAAGGCUCCGGACAAAUCAAAGUGCUAGAUGAUGAAGAGAUAGAAGGAAUGAGGGUUGCCUGUCGCCUCGGAAGAGAAGUUUUAGACGAAGCUGCAAGAGUCUGCGAUGUUGGUGUCACAACUGAUGAGAUCGACAGAGUUGUGCACGAAGCAUGUAUUGAAAGAGAAUGCUAUCCAAGUCCUCUGAAUUAUCACAACUUCCCGAACAGCUGUUGUACUUCAGUAAAUGAAGUCAUAUGCCAUGGAAUUCCUGAUUUGCGCCCAUUGGAGGAUGGCGAUUUAUGCAAUGUAGAUGUAACAGUAUAUCACAGGGGCUUCCACGGUGACUUAAAUGAAACCUUUUUUGUUGGUAAUGUACCGGAAACAUCUCGAAAACUGGUACAAGUAACUUAUGAAUGUUUACAAAAAGCUAUAGAAAUUGUCAAGCCCGGAGAGAAGUAUAGAGAAAUUGGUAAUGUCAUUCAGAAACAUGCUCAAGCUAAUGGCUUCAGUGUAGUAAGGUCAUAUUGUGGGCACGGUAUACAUAGAUUGUUCCAUACAGCACCAAAUGUACCUCAUUAUGCAAAGAAUAAAGCUGUGGGUGUUAUGAAGCCAGGGCACUGUUUCACUAUUGAGCCGAUGAUUAAUGAGGGAGCAUGGAGGGAUGAACAGUGGCCAGACAAUUGGACAGCAGUUACCGCUGAUGGAUCAAGAUCUGCUCAGUUUGAACAAACUCUGUUGGUAACUGAGACUGGGUGUGACAUACUAACAAAACGAGGCGUCGGCUAUCCAUGGUUCAUGGACCAAUUAAAAAAACUACAAUAG
Danaus chrysippus (African queen) is the source of this 1137-nucleotide messenger RNA. The record is from the annotation of a GenBank genome assembly. Lineage: Eukaryota; Metazoa; Arthropoda; Insecta; Lepidoptera; Nymphalidae.